Coregonus sp. 'balchen' is the source of this 22641-nucleotide messenger RNA. Lineage: Eukaryota; Metazoa; Chordata; Actinopteri; Salmoniformes; Salmonidae. The record is from the annotation of a GenBank genome assembly.
GUCGUUUUGAGGCUGGGCCAUAGAGAUGACCAGGCUGUGACGGGUGGGUUCUGUGUGUGUCUGUGUUGGACCAACCCUGGCAUGGCUACUGCUAGGAAGAGUAAGUACCUUUUUCUAUUGUAUUGUUGUAGAGGCUCUUGUCCCUUUUCCCCUGUUAUGUGGUUUUCAACGCAAGAAUGGGUAUUUCUAAAAUGUCUUCCAAUUCAAAACACAGUACAGCUCUCAUAUGUCUCAAUGUGUUCAAGGUAUGAAAUGUAUAGUUAUUUUCAAAUGCAAUAUCUUUUUGGGCUUAGUUGUGGCCAAUUUUGCAGUUUACAAAUUCUUAAAUUAUGUUCUGGCCCCCCGACCAUCCGCUCCGACCAAAAAUUGGCUCGCGGCUGAAUCUAGUUGCCUACUCCUGCCAUAGUGUUAGCUUAGGAACGUCUUUAGGUGGAUAAAAACGGAUAUGGUUACAGAGCAUUAUGGGUACUGUAGUACAUCAUGCUUUAUUACCUGAGCUUGUUCUUCCUCCACAUGGACCCUGUCCAGAAACAACCCCUAUAGCAGGGUUCCCCAACUGUUCGCCCGCUGUCCGAAUUUUGCCCGCGGGUGGUUUUUACAUUUUAUUUUUAUUGUUGGACAUAAAAGACUGUAAAAACACCCGGAAAUCAGGUCCAAGUGAUUUAAAUUUUGGGAAUCUGUUCCCAUGUAUUCUCACGCAUAAUAGAGACACGUGAUUGUAUACAAAUGUAAGCAAGAUUUGAAAUGAUUAUGUUUUAGUCAACUAUUAUAUCUGUUUGGGUUUCUUGUGAUCAAUUUGCAGUCUACAAAUUAUUUGUAAUUAUGUUCCGGCCCCCUGACCAUCCGCUCAAGAAAAAAUCGUCCCACGGCUGAAUCUAGUUGAUUAUCCCUGUCCUAUAGCCUCCCAAGGGUUGGCAGACAUUGUUGAUGUUUGGAUCAGGUUUCCAUCAGUCUUCAUAGAACUCUCCAGCCACUCCCUUCAACUGUCUCCAAGCCAGGGGCAGCAGGCAGCGUAGCGGUUAGAGCAUUGGGCCAGUAACCGAAAACCCCCAAAUCAUGCUUCCUCUUUUCCUCUCUCCCCCUCCCCACUAUGUUAUAACAUCACUACAGUAUACAAAUGCUUACUUAGUAAGUGUGUGUAAUUUAAAGAAGAGAUGGGCGAGAAGGGUACAGGAAACCCCAUAGCAACAAGAGAAUAAGACCUGGCAAUCCAACCCCGACAUGGCAAUGUUUAUGUAUGCAAUGUCUUUGUUUACAAUGCACACAUAUUACAUCAAACAGGGAGCCCACCUGAAUCAGACUUUCCUCUGAUCAAACAGCACACUGUCCUCAGGAAAUCGUUCAACUAAAUCAGAUUUAAUGCGAUUAAUUUUUCAAUGCUUGAACCUGUAAUAGAUUUGUCUUUUUUUUCGGAGGCUUUGUUUCAGCGAGACGGGAGGUAUUGGCACGAAUAUGGUAGAGGCGCUCUCCAUCUUUCUCCCCCUCCCCUCUCUUUCCCUCUCUUGCUCUCCCCCUCCCCACUAUGUUAUAACAUCACUACAGUAUACAAAUGCUUACUUAGUAAGUGUGUGUAAUUUAAAGAAGAGAUGGGCGAGAAGGGUACAGGAAACCCCAUAGCAACAAGAUAAUAAGACCUGGCAAUCCAACCCCGACAUGGCAAUGUUUACAGUGGGGAAAAAAAGUAUUUAGUCAGCCACCAAUUGUGCAAGUUCUCCAACAUAAAAAGAUGAGAGAGGCCUGUAAUUUUCAUCAUAGGUACACGUCAACUAUGACAGACAAAAUGAGAAAAAAAAUCCAGAAAAUCACAUUGUAGGAUUUUUAAUGAAUUUAUUUGCAAAUGAUGGUGGAAAAUAAGUAUUUGGUCACCUACAAACAAGCAAGAUUUCUGGCUCUCACAGACCUGUAACUUCUUCUUUAAGAGGCUCCUCUGUCCUCCACUCGUUACCUGUAUUAAUGGCACCUGUUUGAACUUGUUAUCAGUAUAAAAGACACCUGUCCACAACCUCAAACAGUCACACUCCAAACUCCACUAUGGCCAAGACCAAAGAGAGCUGUCAAAGGACACCAGAAACAAAAUUGUAGACCUGCACCAGGCUGGGAAGACUGAAUCUGCAAUAGGUAAGCAGCUUGGUUUGAAGAAAUCAACUGUGGGAGCAAUUAUUAGGAAAUGGAAGACAUACAAGACCACUGAUAAUCUCCCUCGAUCUGGGGCUCCACGCAAGAUCUCACCCCGUGGGGUCAAAAUGAUCACAAGAAUGGUGAGCAAAAAUCCCAGAACCACACGGGGGGACCUAGUGAAUGACCUGCAGAGAGCUGGGACCAAAGUAACAAAGCCUACCAUCAGUAACACACUACGCCGCCAGGGACUCAAAUCCUGCAGUGCAAGACAUGUCUCCCUGCUUAAGCCAGUACAUGUCCAGGCCCGUCUGAAGUUUGCUAGAGUGCAUUUGGAUGAUCCAGAAGAGGAUUGGGAGAAUGUCAUAUGGUCAGAUGAAACCAAAAUAGAACUUUUUGGUAAAACUCAACUCGUCGUGUUUGGAGGACAAAGAAUGCUGAGUUGCAUCCAAAGAACACCAUACCUACUGUGAAGCAUGGGGGUGGAAACAUCAUGCUUUGGGGCUGUUUUUCUGCAAAGGGACCAGGACGACUGAUCCGUGUAAAGGAAAGAAUGAAUGGGGCCAUGUAUCGUGAGAUUUUGAGUGAAAACCUCCUUCCAUCAGCAAGGGCAUUGAAGAUGAAACGUGGCUGGGUCUUUCAGCAUGACAAUGAUCCCAAACACACCGCCCGGGCAACGAAGGAGUGGCUUCGUAAGAAGCAUUUCAAGGUCCUGGAGUGGCCUAGCCAGUCUCCAGAUCUCAACCCCAUAGAAAAUCUUUGGAGGGAGUUGAUAGUCCGUGUUGCCCAGCGACAGCCCCAAAACAUCACUGCUCUAGAGGAGAUCUGCAUGGAGGAAUGGGCCAAAAUUCCAGCAACAGUGUGUGAAAACCUUGUGAAGACUUACAGAAAACGUUUGACCUGUGUCAUUGCCAACAAAGGGUAUAUAACAAAGUAUUGAGAAACCUUUGUUAUUGACCAAAUACUUAUUUUCCACCAUAAUUUGCAAAUAAAUUCAUUAAAAAUCCUACAAUGUGAUUUUCUGGAUUUCUUUUCCUCAUUUUGUCUGUCAUAGUUGACGUGUACCUAUGAUGAAAAUUACAGGCCUCUCAUCUUUUUAAGUGGGAGAACUUGCACAAUUGGUGGCUGACUAAAUACUUUCCCCCCCCCACUGUAUGUAUGCAAUGUCUUUGUUUACAAUGCACACAUACUACAUCUUAUUCUCAGAACUAGAAGCAUCAAUUUAUAGUCUUUGGAAGAAUGUAUUUUUAGGGGAUUCUAGGCAAAACAUGUGCAGAAACACAAUGUGGACUUGAUUGAAUUGAGUCUGAAUUGUGUGUGUGUGUGUCUCAGUGUGAACGAAUAUGUUGCACAUGAAGGAUAAGCAGGAAGUGUUCAGGGAGCCUCAUAGAAACACAGCCAGAGAACAGCACCUGGGAGACAGACUAAAAGUGUGACUCAACGCGUUUUUUCACUGUCAUUAAUACAUCCCCAGUGGCGAUUGGAGGCUUUUGUUUCUGCACACAAAGUGCUCCCCUCUCCCUGGGUCUUUGUUCUCACGUUGAUUAGGCUACUGAAUGAGAGUGGCGAUUUACUUCCUAUUUGUUUUCACUUCAAUGUAUUUUUCAUGUGUCUGGGAUGUAGCCAGUUUCACAGGGGAGUGAGAGAGAGAGGGAGAGCGAGAGAGAGAGAGUGUGUGUGUGAGAGAGAGUUUUUAAUUUGGUCCUUGGGGGGAGAAAGAAAGAGCAAGGGGUGGAAGAGGGAACUGAACAUGGAGAUACAAGCCUAAUGGAGUAUGUUACCAUGGUUAUCAGAGAAAGGUAGUGAUAGAUCUUUGUUUAAAGUCUUGUGCAGCGCCGAGCACUGACUUGCCUGCCUCUCCUUUCCAGAGAGAACCAGACAGCCGGGGGUGGGGGGGAGAACAAUGGACAUGCAGAGAAAGAGACAUAGACAUGUGACAAAGAUGGAGGGGAUAGAGUGAAAGGACAGGUUAGAGAGCGAGGUAGACCCAUGCAGUAAUCUAAUAUACAACAGAGGCUAGGAGAGAAACGAUGAUCCAGACCCAGACCGACAGAUGUAGAGUGAGAGAGAAAGGGGAAAAAGAGAGCGAGAUUAUGACAACCAGACAGAGAAGCCAGCUCCUGUACUGUAGACUGCACUGUAGUAUAUGUAACAGGCCUGGGAUGUUCAGCAGCUAAGAGACCUGGGUUCAAAUAGUGUAUAUAUAUGUUGUUGGUUUUUUUCAAACACUUCAGCCGCACUUGACUGAGUUUGCCUGGCACUAUAGAAUCAAUGGAAAAGUGCAAACCCUGCCCGGGCUACCCACCUGACUCUCCAAAAUAGGCUCAAUCAAAUGCUUCCAAGUAUUUGAAAGAAAACCAAUACUAUCUGAACCCAGGCCUGGUAGCUAGCCAGCACAGUGUCCAGUGCAGUUCACUGUCUGGGCUAGUGUCCAGAGAAUGUGGAUUAACGUACGGUCUUGUUUGAAAGGCUGUGGAUCUCUCUCAGCAUUGUCUGAAUCCACAAAUCCUCUCAACUAGUGUAGCAUAGUAGAUAGUCUUCAGACUGGAGUGGACAGAGAGCUACUCCGACUCCCCUCAUACAUCAGCAUCACUCACACUCAGGACUCUAAAGUGUGACCAAAUUGAUCGCAUAUGCAACGAAAAUAUUUUGCUGUGCGACUAGGAUUUUUAUUUUGGGAGCGCUGUGCGACUAUAAAAAAAAAUCUCCCAGAUUAUAAUUGUUGUAACGAUAAGGCUUCACUGUAAAUCAAAUCAAAUGUUAUUUGUCACAUACGUGUUUAGCAGAUGUUAUAGCGGGUGUAGCGAAAUGCUUGUGAUUCUAGCUCCGACAGUGCAGUAAUAUCUAACAAUUUCACAACAUAUACCCAAUACACACAAAACUAGUAAGGAAUGGGAUUUAAGAAUAUAUACAUAUAUGGACAAGCAAUGACAGAGCGGCAUGGACUAAGAUACAGUAGAAUAUUAUAGAAUAGAAUGCAGUAUAUACAUAUGAGAUGAGUAGUGCAAGAUAUGUAAACAUAUCGGUUGUACUGUUGUUUCCGAGGGCCCUAGAGAAACUAGCGAGUACAGAUUCGUUAGCAUCAUAGUUGCACCAUUACAGCAAAAACGGCUUGCUUCUAGACUAACCAGGCCAAAAGAUCUGACCCAUAUUACCGGCAAAGUGGACCCAUUUUUAUCUUCCUAUAGUGCAGUGGUAUUCAAAGUCGGGGUCACGACCCCACUUGGGUCGGCAAAAUUUACAAAAUGUUUUUUAUAUACAGUGCAUUCGGAAAGUAUUCAGACCCCUUUAAUUUUUCCACAUUUUGCUACGUUACAGCCUUAUUUUAAACCGGAUAAAAUUAUUUUUUUCUCAUCAAUCUACACACAAUACCCCAUAAUGACAAGACAAAACAAAACAAAAACAGGUGUGCCUUUUACUGAGGAGUGGCUUCCAUCUGGCCACUCUACCAUAAAGGCCUGAUUGGUGGAGUGCUGCAGAGAUUGUUGUCCUUCUGGAAGGUUCUCCCAUUGCUACAGAGGCACUCUGGAGCUCUGUCAGAGUGACCAUCAGGUUCUUGGUCACCUCCCUGACCAAGGCCCUUCUCCCCUAAUUGCUCAGUUUGGCUGGGCGGCCAGCUCUAGGAAGAGUCUUGGUGGUUCCAAACUUAUUCCAUUUAAGAAUGAUGGAGGCUACUCUGUUCUUGGGGACCUUCAAUGCUGCAGAUUUUUUUUUAAUACCCUUCAUCAGAUCUGUGCCUCGACACAAUCCUGUCUCGGCGCUCUACGGACAAUUCCUUCAACCUCAUGACUUGGUUUUUUCUCUGACAUGCACUGUCAACUGUGGGACCUUAUAUAGACAGGUGUGUGCCUUUCCAAAUCAUGUCCAAUCAAUUGAAUUUCCCACAGGUGGACUCCAAACAAGUUGUAGAAACAUCUCAAGGAUGAUCAAUGGAAACAGGAUGCACCUGAGCUCAAUUUUGAGUCUCAUAGCAAAGGGUCUGAAUGCUUAUGUAAAUAAGGUAUUUGUUUUUAUUUUUAAUACAUUCGCAAAAAAGUCUAAACCUGUUUUUGCUUUGUCAUUAUGUAGAUUGAUGAGGAAAUUGUAACGUAGCAAAAUGUGGAAAAAGUCAAGGGGUCUGAAUACUUUCUGAAGGCAUUGUGUGUGUGUGUGUAUAUGUAUGUGUGUGUGUAGGUAUGUAUGUAUGUAUGUGUAUAUAUAUAUAUAUAUAUAACACUCACUACCGGUCAAAAGUUUUCGAACACCUACUCAUUCAAUGGUUUUUCUUAAUAUUUUCUACAUUGUAGAAUAAUAGUGAAGACAUCAAAACUAUGAAAUAACACAUGGAAUCAUGUAGUAACCAAAAAAGUGUUAAUCAAAUCAAAAUAUAUUUUCUAUUUGAGAUUUUUCAAAUAGCCACCCUUUGCUUUGAUGACAGCUUUGCACACUCUUGGCAUUCUCUCAACCAGCUUCUUGAGGUAGGCACCUGGAAUGAAUUUCAAUUAACAGGUGUGCCUUCUUAAAAGUUAAUUUGUGGAAUUUCUUUCCUUAAUGCGUUUGAGCCAAUCAGUUGUGUUGUGACAAGGUAGGGGGGUAUACAGAUGGCCCUAUUUGGUGAAAGACCAAGUCCAUAUUAUGGCAAGAACAGCUCAAAUAAGCAAAGAGAAUUGACAGUCCAUCAUCACUUUAAGACAUGAAGGUCAGUCAAUACGGGAAAUUUGAAGAACUUUGAAAGUUUCUUUAAGUGCAGUCGCAAAAACCAUCAAGCGCUAAGAUGAAACUGGCGCUCUUGAGGACCGCCACAGGAAUGGAAGACCCAGAGGUACCUCUGCUGCAGAGGAUAAGUUUCAAUAGCAUUACCAGCCUCCGAAAUUGCAGCCCAAAUGAAUGCUUCAUAGAGUUCAAGUAACAGACACAUCUCAACAUCAACUGUUCAGAGGAGACUGUGUGAAUCAGGCCUUCAUGGUCGAAUUGCUGCAAAGAAACCACUACUAAAGGACACCAAUAAGAAGAAGAGAGUUGCUUGGGCCAAGAAACACGAGCAAUGGACAUUAGACCGGGUGGAAUCCGGGUGGAGUCUGGAGUCCAAAUUUUGAGAUUUUUGGUUCCAACCGCCGUGUCUUUGUGAGACGCGGUGUGGGUGAACGGAUGAUCUCCGCAUGUGUAUUUCCCACCGUAAAGCAUUGAGGAGGAGAUGUUAUGGUGUGUGGGUGCUUUGCUGGUGACACUGUCUGUGAUUUAUUUAGAAUUCAAGGCACACUUAACCAGCAUGGCUACCACAGCAUUCUGCAGUGAUACGCCAUCCCAUCUGGUUUGGGCUUAUGGGACUGUCAUUUGUUUUUCAACAGGACAAUGACCCAACACACCUCCAGGCUGUGUAAGGGCUAUUUUACCAAGAAGGAGAGUGAUUGAGUGCUGCAUCAGAUGACCUGGCCUCCACAAUCCCCCGACCUCAACCAAAUUGAGAUGGUUUGAGAUGUGUCGGAAAGCAGAGUGAAGGAAAAGCAGCCAACAAGUGCUCAGCAUAUGUGGGAACUCCUUCAAGAUUGUUGGAAAAGCAUUCCAGGUGAAGCUGGUUGAGGGAAUGCCAAGAGUGUGCAAAGCUGUCAUCAAGGCAAAGGGUUGCUAUUUGAAGAAUCUCAAAUAUAAAAUAUAUUUUGAUUUGUUUAACACAUUUGUGGUUACUACAUGAUUCCAUAUGUGUUAUUUCAUAGUUUUUAUGUCUUCACUAUUAUUCUACAAUGUAGAAAAUAGUAAAAAUUAAGUAAAACCCUGGAAUGAGUAGGUGUGUCCAAACCUUUGACUGCUACUAUAUAUAUAUAUAUAUUAUACUGUAUAUUUUUUGUCUGAGGUAAGCUCAGAAUAUUGCCUGGCUAGCCAUCCACAUCGCUCAGGCCAACCGACGUUUCUUCUCUACGAUGAGUCUGGAUUUGCCUCCCUCACUGACGAUUUUUAGAAUGCGAACACAAUCUGACUGUUCUGAUUGGUCCCAGAAACUGAUGGGUUAGGCCAGAGCCAGCCUACAUGAUGACGUUAUCAACUUUGAUACUCUGUUUGGUUAGAUUUGUUAGAGACGAUCCAAUCGCUGAUUAAUUUGUUCAUAAUGCCCCCUCAUUUUGAAGUAACACAAACGACUUCUAAGAUGGCAGUUUGACUGAAUGUAUUAAGCGAUCGAUAGAUCAGGGGAAUACAAUUCAGGGUGAGUGGUCAGGCAAGAGAGAGUAGACAGAUUCUAUUCUAUACAGUGAGGGAAAAAAGUAUUUGAUCCCCUGCUGAUUUUGUACGUUUGCCCACUGACAAUGAAAUGAUCAGUCUAUAAUUUUAAUGGUAGGUUUAUUUGAACAGUGAGAGACAGAAUAACAACAACAAAAUCCAGAAAAACGCAUUUAAUAAAUGUUAUACAUUUAUUUGCAUUUUAAUGAGGGAAAUAAGUAUUUGACCCCCUCUCAAUCAGAAAGAUUUCUGUCUCCCAGGUGUCUUUUAUACAGGUAACGAGCUGAGAUUAGGAGCACACUCUUAAAGGGAGUGCUCCUAAUCUCAGCUUGUUACCUGUAUAAAAGACACCUGUCCACAGAAGCAAUCAAUAAAUCAGAUUCCAAACUCUCCACCAUGGCCAAGACCAAAGAGCUCUCCAAGGAUGUCAGGGACAAGAUUGUAGACCUACACAAGGCUGGAAUGGGCUACAAGACCAUCGCCAAGCAGCUUGGUGAGAAGGUGACAACAGUUGGUGCGAUUAUUCGCAAAUGGAAGAAACACAAAAUAACUGUCAAUCUCCCAGUUCUCCUUGGCCUGGGGCUCCAUGCAAGAUCUCACCUUGUGGAGUUGCAAUGAUCAUGAGAACGGUGCGGAAUCAGCCCAGAACUACACGGGAGGAUCUUGUCAAUGAUCUCAAGGCAGCUGGGACCAUAGUCACCAAGAAAACAAUUGGUAACACACUAUGCCGUGAAGGACUGAAAUCCUGCCGCGCCCGAUUCAGAGGAGAACUGGGUGAAAGUGUUGUGGGCAGAUGAUACCAAAAUGGAGCUCUCAACUCGCCGUGUUUGGAGGAGGAGGAAUGCUGCCUAUGACCCCAAGAACACCAUCCCCACCGUCAAACAUGGAGGUGGAAACAUUAUGCUUUGGGGGUGUUUUUCUGCUAAGGGGACAGGACAACUUCACCGCAUCAAAGGGGCAAUGGACGGGGCCAUGUACCGUCAAAUCUUGGGUGAGAACCUCCUUCCCUCAGCCAGGGCAUUGAAAAUGGGUCAUGGAUGGGUAUUCCAGCAUGACAAUGACCCAAAACACACGGCCAAGGCAACAAAGGAGUGGCUCAAGAAGAAGCACAUUAAGGUCCUGGAGUGGCCUAGCCAGUCCAGACCUUAAUCCCAUAGAAAAUCUGUGGAGGGAGCUGAACGUUCAAGUUGCCAAACGUCAACCUCGAAACCUUAAUGACUUGGAGAAGAUCUGCAAAGAGGAGUGGAACAAAAUCCCUUCUGAGAUGUGUGCAAACCUGGUGGCCAACUACAAGAAACGUCUGACGUCUGUGAUUGCCAACAAGGGUUUUGCCACCAAGUACUAAGUAAUGUUUUGCAGAGGGAUCAAAUACUUAUUUCCCUCAUUUAAAAUGCAAAUCAAUUAAUAACAUUUUUGACAUGCGUUUUUCUGGAUUUUUGUUGUUGUUAUUCUGUCUCUCACUGUUCAAAUAAACCUACCAUUUUAAAUUAUAGACUGAUCAUGUCUUUGUCAGUGGGCAAAUGUACAAAAUCAGCAGGGGAUCAAAUACUUUUUUCCCUCACUGUAUGUAAUUCUAUGAUGUCAUCAUAGUUAUCAUUCCUAUAGAAUCUCUUUCAAUAAAAACCUGUAGGGUGACAUGCAGUGCCUUCAGAAAGUAUUCACACCUCUUGACUUUUUCCACAUUUUGUUAUUACAGCCUGAAUGUAAAAUGGGUUCCAUUUUAAGAUUUUUGUGCCUCUGAUCUACACACAAUACCCCAUAAUGUCGAAGUGGAAUUAUGUUUUUAGAAAUGUUUACAAAUGAAUAAAAAAUGCAAAUCUGAAAUGUCUUGAGUCAAUAAGUAUUCAACCCCUUUAUUAUGGCAAGCAGAAAUAACUUCAGGAGUAAAAAUUUGCUUAACAAGUAAUAUAACUGUGUGUGCAAUAAUGCUGUUUAACAUGCUUUUUGAAUGACUACCCCAUACAUACAAUUAUCUGUAAGGUCCCUCAGUCGAGCAGUGAAUUUCAAGCACAGAUUCAACGACAAACACCAGGGAGGUUUUCCAAUGCCUCGCAAAGAAGGGCAUCUAUUGGUAGAUGAGUAAAAAAAGAAAACAGACAUUGAAUAUCACUUUGCGCAUGGUGAAGUUAUUUAAUUGCACUUUGGAUGGUGUAUCAAUACACCCAGUCACUACAGAGAUACAGGCGUUCUUCCUAACUCACCAUGAGGCCAAUGGAUAUUUUAAACCAGUUCGAGUUAAAUGGCUGUGAUAGGAGAAAACUGAGGAUGGAUCAACAACAUUGUAGUUAGUCCACAAUACUAACCUAAAUGUCAGAGUGAAAAGAAGGAAGCCUGUACAGAAUACAAAUAUUCCAAAACAUGCAUCCUGUUUGCAAUAAGGAAUUAAUGUAAUACUGCAAAAGAAUGUGGCCAAGAAAUUCACUUUUUGUCCUGAAUACAAAGCAUGUUUGGUGUGGGCAAAUACAACACAACACUUUACCGAGUACCACUCGGCAAGGACUGGGGAGUUUUAUUGUAGGAUUUAACAUUUAAAAGGAAUAGAGCUAAGCACAGGCAAAGUCUUAGAGGAAACCUGGUUCGGUCUGCUUUCCAACAGACACUAGGAGACAAAUCCACCUUUCAGCAGGACAAUAACCUAAAAUGCAAGGCCAAAUAUACACUGGAGUUACUUACCAAGACGACAUUGAAUGUUCCCGAGUGGCCUAGUUAAAUCUAAGGCAAGACUUGAAAAUGGCUGUCUAGCAAUGAUCAGCAACCAACUUGACAGAGCUUGAAGAAUUUUUAAAAGAAUAAUUGGCAAAUAAUGUACACUCCAGGUUUGCGAAGCUCUUAUAGACUUACCCAGAAAGACUCACAGCUGUAAUCGCUGCCAAAGUUGAUUCUAACAUGUAUUGAGGGGUUUGAAUACUUAUCUAAUCAAGAUCUAUUAGUGUUUUAAUUUCCAUAAAAAAAGUUAGAAUUCUUCUUCCACUUUGACAUGAGAGUAUUUUGUGUAAAUCAUUGACAAAAAAAUUGCAAUUAAAUCCAUUUUAAUCCCACUUUGUAACAUAACAAAAUGUGGGGGGAAAAAUCAAGGGGUGUGAAUACUUUCUGAAUGCACUGUAUGAAACCAUGCAACUGUAAAGUUGAUUAGGUUCAAGGGUUAUAUUUCCACCUCAUACAUUUUUAUCUUCUUUUAAUAUCCUUUUAUAUCAUUUUAAUCUGAACAGCCAUCCACUGCCUGAUGAAAUUCUGACUCACAAUGUAAUUAUGACUCCUAAACUCUUAUCUUCUUGACCCAGAUAGGAUUAACUCAAGCAAGGCAAUGGAAAUAAAUGCUGUAGAUACGCAUCACUCUUUUAAUGGGAAAUAAAGUAUGAAAAUAAAAAAGUAUAUGAAUAUGAUGAUACUGUGACAAUGUAUGCCAGAGGGACAGUCAAGUUACAGCAUUUCAAAAGAUCAGUGAUCUAAUGUGUUACACAAGGCAUUCAAACAAACACAGUCUGAUUCCCAAAUUUACAUUUACAUUUUCGUCAUUUAGCAGACGCUCUUAUCCUGAGCGACUUACAAAUUGGUGCAUUCACCUUAUGAUAGCCAGUGGGACAACCACUUUACAAUUAUUAUUUAUUUUUAUUUUUUGGGGGUGGGGUAAGGGGGGGUAGAAGGAUUACUUUAUCCUAUCUCAGGUAUUCCUUAAAGAGGUGGGGUUUCAAGUGUCUCCGGAAGGUGGUGAGCGACUCCGCUGUUCUGGCGUCGUGAGGGAGCUUGUUCCACCAUUGGGGUGCCAGAGCAGCGAACAGUUUUGACUGGGCUGAGCGGGAACUGUGCUUCCACAGAGGUAGGGGGGCCAGCAGGCCAGAGGUGGAUGAACGCAAUGCCCUCGUUUGGGUGUAGGGACUGAUCAGAGCCUGAAGGUACGGAGGUGCCGUUCCCCUCACAGCUCCGUAGGCAAGUACCAUGGUCUUGUAGCAGAUGCGAGCUUCAACUGGAAGCCAGUGGAGUGUGCGGAGGAGCGGGGUGACGUAAGAGAACUUGGGAAGGUUGAACACCAGACGGGCUGCGGCGUUCUGGAUGAGUUGUAGGGGUUUAAUGGCACAGGCAGGGAGCCCAGCCAACAGCGAGUUGCAGUAAUCCAGACGGGAGAUGACAAGUGCCUGGAUUAGGACCUGUGCCGCUUCCUGUGUAAGGCAGGGUCGUACUCUGCGAAUGUUGUAGAGCAUGAACCUACAGGAUCGGGUCACCGCCUUGAUGUUAGCGGAGAACGACAGGGUGUUGUCCAGGGUCACGCCAAGGCUCUUUGCACUCUGGGAGGAGGACACAACGAAGUUGUCAACCGUGAUGGCGAGAUCAUGGAACGGGCAGUCCUUCCCCGGGAGGAAGAGCAGCUCCCUCUUGCCGAGGUUCAGCUUGAGGUGGUGAUCCGUCAUCCACACUGAUAUCUCUGCCAGACAUGCAGAGAUGCGAUUCGCCACCUGGUUAUCAGAAGGGGGAAAGGAGAAGAUUAGUUGUGUGUCGUCUGCGUAGCAAUGAUAGGAGAGGCCAUGUGAGGAUAUGACAGAGCCAAGUGACUUGGUGUAUAGCGAGAAUAGGAGCGGGCCUAGAACUGAGCCCUGGGGGACACCAGUGGUGAGAGCACGUGGUGCGGAGACAGAUUCUCGCCACGCCACCUGGUAGGAGCGACCUGUCAGGUAGGACGCAAUCCAAGAGUGAGCCGCGCCGGAGAUGCCCAACUCGGAGAGGGUGGAGAGGAGGAUCUGAUGGUUCACAGUAUCAAAGGCAGCAGAUAGGUCUAGAAGGACGAGUGCAGAGGAGAGAGAGUUAGCUUUAGCAGUGCGGAGAGCCUCCAUGACACAAAGAACAGUCUCAGUUGAAUGACCAGUCUUGAAAUCUGACUGGUUUGGAUCAAGAAGGUAAUUCUGAGAGAGAUAGCAAGAGAGUUGGCUAAAGACGGCACGCUCAAGAGUUUUGGAGAGAAAAGAAAGAAGGGAUACUGGUCUGUAGUUAUUGACAUCGGAGGGCACGAGUGUAGGUUUUUUGAGAAGGGGUGCAACUCUCGCUCUCUUGAAGACGGAAGGGACAUAGCCAGCGGUCAAGGAUGAGCGAGGUGAGGUAAGGGAGAAAGUCUCCGGGAAUGGUCUGGAGAAGAGAGGAGGGGAUAGGGUCAACCGGGCAGGUUGUUGGGCGGCCGGCCGUCACAAGUCGCAAGAUUUCAUCUGGAGAGAGAGGGGAGAAAGAAGUCAAACCAUAGGGUAGGGCAGUGUGAGCAGGACCAGCGAUGUCAUUUGACUUAACAAACGAGGAUCGGAUGUCGUCAACCUUCUUUUCAAAAUGGCACCCUAUUCCCUAUAUAGUGCACUAGUUUUGACCAGAGACAUGAGAGACAGUGGUAGAGAUCUAUUAUUCUAUAAUACCAUUUAGUCUGUUCCCUCUAUAAAUGCUGUGACAAGUGGUUUCCUUCAAAUGUCAAUUUAAUGAACGUUUAAUGGAUAAUAAAGUUGUUUAUCUUAUGACUGCAGGGCAUUCUGGGAUAGGCCUAGUCUUUUCUUUAUUAUUCUUUACCCCAUAUCAAAUCCUCAAUCUUCUCCCUGAAAGAUGUGUUUUCCUUCCAUGAUUACAAAUAUAUUUUGUUACUAUUGCUUUUAAGAGUGAUCACAUACAUUUUGAAGAGGCACUCAAAUGACCGAAAAUAAGUGGAUUUACAAUCAAAGUUCAAGAUGCCAUGUUCUCCCUUGGAAAUAAAUAAAUAUGAAAAAAAUGAAAUGUAUAUUUUUUGAAUUUCUUUUAUAGCCACUAACCACUCAUUGCUGAGUGUCACUGGCAUACAGUUGUUCCCAUGGGAAACUGUUGUACCAGAGGCCCUUGCUGUGUGUGUGUGUGUGUGUGUGUGUGUGUGUGUGAGACAAGUCAUUAAGUUAGUUGCUCUCUCCCUCUUCAGGCUCCGCGGCGAAGGUGGGAGGUGUUAGUUUCUCAGAAGAGCCAGCCACCGCUGCCGCCGGCACUCCCUCCCAUGUCCACUUUGAUGAGAAGCUCCACGACUCUGUUGUCAUGGUGAUCCCUGAGCCUGAUGGGAACUUUAUGGUCAAGGUGGGUUUUGGAUUAAAGAAUUUAACGUGUCUGACGUGACAAUGACCAUAAGAGUUGGCAAAACGGCACACCCAUAGAGCUAGGAUUCUCCUAAACUUUCCCCUUCAUCUCCAGUGGUCCCUCUUUUCUUGAAAACAUCAGUACAGACAGUGUUGCCAUUUUGUACUAUGAGGUUAACCUGUAUCGGGUUGCAAAAUUCCAGGAACUUUCAAUAAAUUCCCUGGUUUACUAGAAAUCCUUGUUGGAGGAUUCUGGAUUUCCUUCUUAUUCCCUCCUGAUUCCUGGAAUCCUCCAACCGGGAUUUGGGGAUAACCAGGGAAUUUAGUAAAAGUUCCCUGAAUUUUGCAACCCUAAACCUGUAUGACAACUAAGGGGAGGAGGAGAGUUUCUCUCUCAUCUCUGCUAAUCUCCUGUAUCUGUUCUGAAGGUUCAGUUACAAAUCAAAUCAAAUGUUAUUUGCCACAUGCGCCGAAUACAACAGGUGUAGACCUUACAGUGAUAUGCUUAUUUACAAGCCCUUAACCAACAAUGCAGUUUUAAGAAGAAAAAAAAAAAAAGAAAGUGUUAAGUAGAAAAUAGAAAAGUAAAAAAUAUUAAAGCGCAACGUUAAAAUAACAGUAGGGAGGCACCGGUUAGUCGAGGUAAUAUGUACAUGUGGGUAGAGUUAAAGUGACUAUGCAUUGAUAAUAAACAGAGUCGCAGCAGCGUAAAAGAGGGGGUGGGUUGGGGGGGACAAUGCAAAUAGUCCGGGUAGCCAUGAUUAGCUGUUCAGGAGUCUUACGGCUUGGGGGUAGAAGCUGUUAAGAAGCCUUUUGGACCUAGACUUGGCGCUCCGGUACCGCUUGUCGUGCGGUAGCAGAGAGAACAGUCUAUGACUAGGGUGGCUGGAGUCUUGACAAUUUUUAGGGCCUUACUCUCACACCGCCUGGUAUAGAGGUCCUGGAUGGCAGGAAACUCUUCCCCAGUGAUGUACAUGGCCGUACGCACUACCCUCUGUAGUGCCUUGCGGUCGGAGGCCGAGCAGUUGCCAUGCCAGGUGGUGAUGCAACCAGUCAGGAUGCUCUCGAUGGUGCAGCUGUAUAACUUUUUGAGGAUCUGAGGACCCAUGCCAAAUCUUUUCAGUCUCCUGAGGGGGAAUAGGUUUUGUCGUGCCCUCUUCACGACUGUCUUGGUGUGUUUGGACCAUGAUAGUUUGUUGGUGAUGUGGACACCAAGGAACUUUAAGCUCUCAACCUGUUCCACUACAGCCCGUCGAUGAGAAUGUAUUUUCUUCCUGUAGUCCACAAUCAUCUCCUUUGUCUUGAUCACAUUGAGGGAGAGGUUGUUAUCCUGGCACCACACGGCCAGGUCUCUGACCUCCUCCCUAUAGGCUGUCUCAUCGUUGUCUGUGAUCAGGCCUACCACUGUUGUGUCGCCGGCAAACUUAAUGAUGGUGUUGGAGUCGUGCCUGGCCAUGCAGUCAUGGGUGAACAGGGAGUACAGGAGGGGACUGAGCACGCACCCCUGAGGGGCCCCCGUGUUGAGGAUCAGCGUGGCAGAUGUGUUGUUACCUACCCUUACCACCUGGGGGCGGCCCGUCAGGAAGUCCAGGAUCCAGUUGCAGAGGGAGGUUUUUAGUCCUAGGGUCCUUAGCUUAGUGAUGAGCUUUGAGGGCACUAUGGUGUUGAAUGCUGAGCUGUAGUCAAUGAAUAGCAUUCUCACGUAGGUGUUCCUCUUGUCCAGGUGGGAAAGGGCAGUGUGCAGUGCAAUAGAGAUUGCAUCAUCUGUGGAUCUGUUGGGGCGGUAUGCAAAUUGGAGUGGGUCUAGGGUUUCUGGGAUAAUGGUGUUGAUGUGAGCCAUGACCAGCCUUUCAAAGCACUUCAUGGCUACAGACGUGAGUGCUACAGGUCGGUAGGCAUUUAGGCAGGUUAUCUUAAUGUUCUUGGGCACAGGGACUAUGGUGGUCUGCUUGAAACAUGUUGGUAUUACAGACUCAGUCAGGGGACAUGUUGAAAAUGUCAGUGUAGACACUUGCCAGUUGGUCAGCGCAUGCUCGGAGUACAUGUCCUGGUAAUCCGUCUGGCCCUGUGCCUUGUGAAUGUUGGCCUGCUUAAAAGUCUUACUCACGUCUGCUACGGAGAGCGUAAUCACAUAGUCAUCCGGAACAGCUGAUGCUCUCAUGCAUGCUUCAGUGUUGCUUGCCUCGAAGCGAGCAUAGAAGUGAUUUAGCUCAUCUGGUAGGCUCAUGUCACUGGGCAGCUCGUGGCUGUGCUUCCCUUUUGUAGUCUGUAGUAGUUUGCAAGCCCUGCCACAUCCGACGAGCAUCAGAGCCAGUGUAGUACGAUUCAGUUUUAGUCCUGUAUUGACUCUUUGCUUGUUUAAUGGUUCGUCGGAGGGCAUAGCGGGAUUUCUUAUAAGCGUCCGGGUUAGAGUCCCGCUCCUUGAAAGCGGCAGCUCUAGCCUUUAGCUCAGUGUGGAUGUUGCCUGUAAUCCAUGGCUUCUGGUUGGGGUAUGUACGUACGGUCACUGUGGGGAUGACGUCAUCGAUGCACUUAUUGAUGAAGCCAGUGACUGAUGUGGUGUACUCCUCAAUGCCAUCGGAAGAAUCCCGGAACAUAUUCCAGUCUGUGCUAGCAAAACUUUCCUGUAGCUUAGCAUCUGCGUCAUCUGACCACUUCCUUAUUAACCGAGUCACUGGUGCCAGUCCUCUCCCCUUCUGUGUACCAGGGGAUGGCUGUGGAUCAGAGAACCCCUGUACUCUUUGCAGCAUAGCACUGUAGUCGUGGGCGUGUAGUGUGACUGUGCUGCGGUUCUGACAGCCCUUUGAUUCUGCUGCCCCGGUGUGGGAAGUGAGGUCCACCAUACAGACGACAGCGGUGAAUGUGCCUUGUGUCUGAAGUACUCUGCCACCCCCUUGGAACCACCGAGUAGCUGCUUCUGGCAACAGCGGCUUGUUUAAAUCAGAUGUGGUGGGAUGUAGUCAGUGUGUGGGAUGGUUGGACAUGGACGGUAUGCUGCAUAGCUGUUUAAUCAAAGCACUAGGUUUUUGUGUUUCUUUCACUCUCUUUUCGCCCUCUCUUCUUCACUUGUUGUUAUUGUUUGUUGUUUGACAAGGCCAGAGGGUCAUGUGAGGCUUGUUUGAGGCGUUUGACUGUCUGGAAGGGCUGAGGCUAAUCUAUUGGCUCCUUCCUUUCUCUCUCUCUGUCUCUUUCGCUCUCGUUUUCUUUUUCUUGCGUUCGCUCUUUCUCCCUCUCUAUUUCUCUCUCUCACUUGAUCUCUCUUUGGCUUGUUAUUUCCUCCUUCCUUAUCUCUUCUCUUGCAGCUUUUUCGCUUGCUCCAUUUUCUUUCCCCAUCAUGCCCUUUUUCAUCUUCACUCUCUCUGUCUUCCUCUCUAUUGUUAAAUUGCAUUGUAUGAUUUUUAUGAAAUCACAUGAACCAGAAAGGAUGUUUAUCAGAGAGAAAAGCAAGUUAGUUUCUUUUUGUUGCCAUUUUGUUCAGAUGAAACUGAAGGAUGUGCAUCUUCAAAAACUGGAAGUUUCUUUGCAACGCUAAUUCCUUUUCAUUUUUGGAAUCUCACUCUCUCUUUUAUUGCUAGAAAAUGCUUUUCCUGUGCAUUUGUGUGUAUGGUGAAUGUAUUUCUCUCUCUCUCUUAUUUAUAUAUAUCUGUCAGGUUGGUUUCCUGAAGACCCAGCACAAGUAUGAGAUUGUUUUCACCCUCCCGGAGGUUCCAUCACUGGGGAAGGACGUGUCUCCAGCUCCAGUACCCAACCCCCACGUCCGCAUCACCGAUAUCACUCCUGUACCAGAGGGUAUGUCAGAGUCUUGCUCAACUCAGCCCUAGUCCCUGUCCCAGUCCUAUCCUUUGACCUAACCCCAGUCCCAGCUACCUCGCCACAACCCAUGGUUCAGCCUUGCCAUAGCCGUCAGAUACAGCCUUUGCCCUAUACCCAGACCUAAUCCAAACCCUUUUGAAGUUCCACUGAUCUUUGCCCAGUCUCCAGUUGACCAGACCUUCAUGUCAGUCAUGUUUUACAGUAGCUGUGCAUCUCAAAUAUACAGGAAAGACUGAAAGUGUGUCGGUCCAUGACAGAACCCGAAUCAGGAAAUGUUGAAAUGUUGAACCAUUUUGCUAACAUCCCUGAGGGAGUUUCUGGAUUUCGUAAUGAGGGUUGUUCUUACCACUCAUUCUAACGCUUCAGUAGUUUGUUCUAGCGUUGAACUGAGUUAGUUGCUACGUUCCAUUAAACCAUCUGCUGGAAAACCAUGACCUUUUACUUUCAUCCCUGUGAUCUUUCUGUGACCUCUUGGACUGUGUGUGUGUGUGUGUUAUUUGUAAUGUUUGCCAGCUGUGUUUAUGUGUUUGACCCCAGAGAGUUUUUCCAUUCUGGUUGACAGACUUGAUGCAGUGGAAGAAGAGGGAAAUAUAUAAGGAGGAGAAUAAAGAGAAGUAAACAAUGAAAAUACAUGUAAAGUCAUACCAAGCACCUCUCUCCCCCCCCCCCCCCCCCCCCCCCCUCUCUCUUUCUGUAUACGUGUUCCCUAUCCCUCUGGCUUUUUGCCCUUCUUUUCCCUUCCUUCCUUCCUCUCCUCAGGUGGUCUGAGAGUGACAUGUGAGUACAUGGCCCACCAGGAGGGGGUGCUGUGUGAGGAGGUGAUGCUGGUCAGUGAGAGCCAGGAGGAUGUCUGCGUGGGGGUCAAGGUGCAUGCCCGCGUCAUGGGUAAGACCACAGUUAGAGGCCAGCUACAUCGUAACGUUGGACGAGCAUGAUACACCCCUAUUGAUUUUAAAUGAGACCUACUGUUUUCUGGGCGCGCUAGGGUAGCUGUAGUGUUACACCCAUGAUAACAAAAUCAGAGGGGGCAUUCCAGGUCGUCUUUAUUGCAGUCACACUGCUCAGAUGAUCUGGGUUGCAAUCAUUAGUCCAACGGAAAACGUUUCCCCCCGUUUCGUUCCGUUUGCUUCCGUUUUGUUCCUAGUGAAUACAUCCCAGAUCUCCCAACGCUUGGAGAAGUGUUGAUUGAUCAAUAUGAAACCAUUGCAACACUUAACUUCCUUUCCAGUUUGAAGCAAUGUACCGUACCUAAAAAUGAUAUAUUCUGAUGAAAACAGCUUGUGUUGUGGUGUCAUGCAAUAUGUGCUCUGUAGAGGUACAGGUAACUGCCAAAAUAAAGGACACCGCAGCAUAAAGUGUCUUAAUAGGGCGUUGGCCCACCAUGAGCCAGAACAGCUUCAAUGCACUUUGGCAUAGAUUCUACAAGUGUCUGGAACUAUUGGAGGGAUGCGACACCAUUCUUCAACAAGAAAUUCCCUAAUUUGGUGUUUUGUUGAUGGUGGUGGAAAACAGCGCUCCAGAAUCUCCCAUAAGUGUUCAAUUGGUGACUGAGACGGCCAUGGCAUAUGGUUUACAUCGUUUUCAUGCUCAUCAAACCAUUCAGUGACCACUAGUGCCCUGUGGAUGGGGGCAUUGUCAUCCUAUGGAGGCAUAGCCAUGAUAGCCAAAAUAAUGGCCUGCCCAGCAUUUUUAUACAUGACCCUAAGCAUGAUGGGAUGUUAAUUGCUUAAUUAACUCAGGAACCACACACCUGUGUGGAAGCACCUGCUUUCAAUAUACUUUGUAUCCCUCAUUUACGCAAGUGUUUCCAUUAUUUUGGCAGUUACCUGUAAUUCUCUCAUUAUUAAUACACAACAGUAUUGAAAACCAACUGCCUCUUCUAAUAGAGUUUCUAAAGAAGUAUCAGUUUAGUUCUACUGUAGCCAUCUUGUCAUUUUCUUCCCAAAGCAAAGCAAGGCAAUUAUGUAUUUUUAUGUAGCAUUGUUGAAUUGCGUAACAGUCUAGCACCUAGGAGACUGGUUGUGAGAGUAGAUGUAGUAGUGUGCUGCUUCCACCUGCUGGUAAGUGUGAACAGCACGGUUUAAAUUAAGCGCAUCACUGAAAACUGUGAUACUGUGAUAACCUGAGUAAAAUGAAAUAAGUCACGCAUAAGUGGAGAGCUUAUGAUUUGGUAUAAUACUUGCACUGUAUUGAACAUGACUGAUUGAUUAUAAUCACUGCAUCCCGUUCUUUCUUCCUGGCACUUGAGUUGGAGCCAUUUUCUGUCUGUAGCACACUGUGGCAGUACUGGGACUCAGACUGCUUUCAGUGUCUGGAAGCAUUGAAUAGAUUGUGUCAUGAUUAUUCACUUUGGAACCUAACACAAACCCUGUAAUUAAUUUCCUUUCAACAGAAAAGUAUUUUCUAUUUAUAAACUCAGCAAAAAAAGAAACGUCCCUUUUUCAGGACCCUGUCUUUCAAAGAUAAUUAGUAAAAAUCCAAAUAACUUCACAGAUCUUAAUUGUAAAGGGUUUAAACACUGUUUCCCAUGCUUGUUCAAUGAACCAUAAACAAUUAAUGAACAUGCACCUGUGGAACGGUCGUUAAGACACUAACAGCUUACAGACGGUAGGCAAUUAAGGUCACAGUUAUGAAAACUUAGGACACUAAAGAGGCCUUUCUACUGGCUCUGAAAAACACCAAAAGAAAGAUGCCCAGGGUCCCUGCUCAUCUGCGUGAACGUGCCUUUAGCAUGCUGCAAGGAGGCAUGAGGACUGCGGAUGUGAAUAAAUUGCAAUGUCCGUACUGUGAGACGCCUAAGACAGCGCUACAGGGAGACAGGACGGACAGCUGAUCGCCCUCGCAGUGGCAGACCACGUGUAACAACACCUGCAUAGGAUCAGUAUAUCCGAACAUCACACUUGCGGGACAGGUACAGGAUGGCAACAACAACUGCCCGAGUUACACCUGGAAUGCACAAUCCCUCCCAUCAGUGCUCAGACUGUCCGCAAUAGGCUGAGAGAGGCUGGACUGAGGGCUUGUAGGCCUGUUGUAAGGCAGGUCCUCACCAGACAACACCGGCAACAACGUCGCCUAUGGGCACAAACCCACCGUCGCUGGACCAGACAGGACUGGCAAAAAGUGCUCUUCACUGACGAGUCGCGGUUUUGUCUCACCAGGGGUGAUGGUCGGAUUCGCGUUUAUCGUCGAAGGAAUGAGCGUUACACCGAGGCCUGUACUCUGGAGCGGGAUCGAUUUGGAGGUGGAGGGUCCGUCAUGGUCUAGGGCGGUGUGUCACAGCAUCAUCGGACUGAGCUUGUUGUCAUUGCAGGCAAUCUCAACGCUGUGCGUUACAGGGAAGACAUCCUCCUCCCUCAUGUGGUACCCUUCCUGCAGGCUCAUCCUGACAUGACCCUCCAGCAUGACAAUGCCACCAGCCAUACUGCUCGUUCUGUGCGUGAUUUCCUGCAAGACAGGAAUGUCAGUGUUCUGCCAUGGCCAGCGAAGAGCCCGGAUCUCAAUUUCAUUGAGCACGUCUGGGACCUGUUGGAUCGGAGAAUGAGGGCUUGGGCCAUUCCCCCCAGAAAUGUCCGGGAACUUGCAGGUGCAUUAGUGGAAGAGUUGGGUAACAUCUCACAGCAAGAACUGGCAAAUAUGGUGCAGUCCAUGAGGAGGAGAUGCACUGCAGUACUUAAUGUGGCCACACCAGAUACUGACUGUUACUUUUGAUUUUAUUCAGGGACACAUUAUUCAAUUUCUAUUAGUCACAUGUCUGUGGAACUUGUUCAGUUUGUCUCAGUUGUUGAAUCUUAUGUUCAUACAAAUAUUUUCACAUGUUAAGUUUGCUGAAAAUAAAUGCAGUUGACAGUGAGAGGACGUUUCUUUUUUUUGCUGAGUUUAUAGUUAUCUAUCCAUUUUCAGUCAUUUAUGUAUUUUAAAUUAAAAUAGUGCAAAAAAAUGACUGAUAGACAGACAGUCUAUUUGUGUCAACUAGCUACCUAAUAAAUGGGUUGGUGGGUAGCGUUUUUAUUUACAGGCUGUGGAGCCCUGGUCAAAAGUAGUGCACUACAUCGGGCUUAGGGUGCCAUUUGGGACAAAACCACAGUGGUGAUCCGAACUUGAACAUCUAUAGUCAGGCAGAGCAGGGGAGGGGAUAUAGUUGAAUGAAAGGGUUCGUGGAGAGGCCAGGAAACAGAUCAACCCACAGCUUAAUCCUUAAGGCUUUACUGUAUCUCACUCACUCUCUACUUCACCACACUUUAAUAGAGAGCACUGGCACUGGUCGGAUGUUGUGGACUAAACCAUUUCUGAGAAAUAGCCUAAUGGUAUUUUUAUUUUUUUCUCUCCCUCUCUUUCAUUUUCUGUUGCUAUCUCUCGCUCUCUCUUUCUCUCUCCCUGUUUCCCAGACCGUCACCAUGGUACACCCAUGUUGUUGGAAGGAGUGCGUUGUGUGGGAGUGGAGCUGGAGUAUGACUCUGAA